GCGCGGGUGGACACGUCCCUUUGUGCGCGCCCGAAGCUGCGCUCAGCGUUAAGCAUGAGCGGCUCGGGCGCCGCCGGAGCGGCAGCCGGCCCAGCCCCGCCGGCGCAGGAGGAGGGCAUGACAUGGUGGUACCGCUGGCUGUGCCGCCUGGCGGGAGUGCUAGGGGCCGUGUCCUGUGCGAUCUCUGGACUCUUCAACUGUGUCACUAUCCACCCUCUGAACAUCGCAGCCGGUGUGUGGAUGAUCAUGAACGCCUUCAUCCUGUUGUUGUGUGAGGUUCCCUUCUGCUGCCAGUUUGUGGAGUUUGCAAACACAGUAGCUGAGAAGGUUGACCGGCUGCGCUCUUGGCAGAAGGCUGUCUUCUACUGCGGGAUGGCCAUCGUCCCCAUCGUCAUGAGCCUGACCCUGACUACACUGCUGGGCAACGCCAUCGCCUUUGCCACCGGGGUGCUGUACGGAUUGUCUGCCCUGGGCAAAAAGGGUGAUGCCAUUUCUUACGCCCGGAUUCAGCAGCAGAGGCAGCAGGCAGAUGAGGAGAAGCUGGCUGAGACAUUCGAGGGAGAACUGUGAGAUGAGGCAGGGAGGCCUAUCCCCAUGGCCCACUGCCACUGGGGUCUGUGAAUUCUGGAGAAGGCUGAGUAUCAACUCUGUUAAAUGGCCUGGGAGAGGAGUACCUGCAAGUCUCCAUGCCUCGAGUCUUCCUGUGCCUAUCCUGUUCUCUGGACCUCCUGAGCCUGGAGCUCCAGUCUCACUAGUACUGAAGGCCUGGGUCAUGGGAUAUGGAUGGGAUGAACUCACUCCUGCCAGCCUGUGGUGCAGAUUCUAUGCUGGUGACCCUUUUCAGACCUAAGAGCCACCUCCCCUGAACACAUUGGUCCUCUCCUGGUUAAGAGGCUUCACCCAGGCCUGAGCCUCUUUAGGUUUCAUCCCUUUAGGUCCAAGCUUGCUGGCAUUUAGGGCUUUAGUUCUGCUCGAUGCAUCUGUCCUUGGAGCAGAGGAAGAGUUCAACAGUGUCCUGAGGCCAGCUACUGCCACCAGGAGCAGGAGAGAUGGCUAGUCAUUCGAGAACCCACAGCACUCCCAGGAUGCAGCUUCCUGGCCAGAAGAGCAACCUUUGCAGUGGCCAGAGGGCUGGUGGAAGUCCCCCACUGCUCAGUGCUAGAAAGUGUAUGUGUCUGUCUGUCUGUCUAUCACUCUGUCUGUCUGUGGUGUGAUGUGUGGAUGUGUGUAUUGCUGCUAGCCUGCACUGAGAACCUCCUUGUCAGGGAUGGCAGGUUCCUUAUUAGUAGGGAUUAACCUCAGGUAUUCUUCCCAACUUGCCCCUGGCAGCCUGUAGCCUUCGGAGAGCUGGGCAGAGACCAGACCCACCGCCCACACAGAGCUGGCCCCUUCUCAGGUACCAGAGCACAGAGUUAGUAAGCCUGCAUGGCUGGGACAAGGAGGGCUGCUAUGCUGGCACAUGGCUCCAGGGACAUGCCCUGCUGUCCCCUAACCUUCCUCUGUACUGCUCUCUCCCCACGGUCCUGUGACAUUGGCAUCAGUGGCUGAUUAGAUGGGUCCUUGGCUGAAGACGAUGUGCCUAGUGCUGAGCCCUGCCUUCCUCCUACACUGCGCCUUCAGCUGGACCUGUCAAGCUGUCAAGUUUCUAGGGGAUCUUUAGCUCUUCAGUGCUUGAGGCCAGGAGUAGUGGACAUUCUCUUUGGGAUAGAAGCUCUGAUCUGUGGACUUUGGGGAUAGCAGCAGUUCUCCAGAGAGCCUGGCCAUGCUGAACCCUGGAGUGGCAGAAAUGUCACAGUGUAGCUGGGGUCAUGUGCCUUCAAGGUUCAUCGGAGGCCAUUUUCCUUGAGCCAGGGAUGGGUUUCAAGGGCUCUGUGUAUGUGUGUUUGUAUGAGUCAGGGCCUGUGUUCAACAGUAAGACCUGUCUAUUUCCCAGGAGGAGAAAAGGCCCUACCUACUCCGAUGGUUACUUGGAUAGGCAUGGACUCAGGCCAGUUCUGACCAGCCCUCCUGCCUCUGCAGUAGAAAGCAAAGGCUACAUGUAUAGUGCGUGCGAUUGUACCUCACUAGGGAAUCCAUUUUGUGCUGGGCAGGCAUGGGCUAAGGUAUAAAGGUUGAGGCCCUCAGACAUAGACCAAUAUGGGGUGGUCAGUCACUUAUGUCCUGAGGUUCUUGGCAGGUCCAUGACACAGUGGCCCUGGAGCCCAUUGCUUUGCCUCUGAGCAUGGCCACUGUCCAGCCGAGACUAGGCCCCAUUCUUGUCUGUCUGGGUGUCUCCUGUGGCUCCUUUUGCCACCCACCCCUGGUUUGUUUGAUUGGGUUACAUUUGGAGUAAAGCAAGUUUGUAGUUGGUAUGCACA
This is a messenger RNA of Arvicanthis niloticus (Nile rat), 2357 nucleotides long. It is a transcript of the gene Cacfd1, whose product is annotated as calcium channel flower domain containing 1. Gene Ontology annotation, cellular component: membrane. The record is from RefSeq and is a predicted model, not a curated record. Gene Ontology annotation, biological process: vesicle-mediated transport. Lineage: Eukaryota; Metazoa; Chordata; Mammalia; Rodentia; Muridae.